AUGGGAUGCUAGAAUACAAAAGAUGAUAAAAAAUCAAUGAAUGUACUCUAGAGAUGGAAUACUCUCAAGUUUCAAGAGCCUGCUGAGGGAGUCUUUGAAAAUGAUUUUGAGCUACUUCUCUUUAAAACAAUGAAUCUCAUUCGUUAGGAUCCUUAGUGGGCAAUUCCAUUCAUAAAAAAUGUGCGGUAACAUAAGCAUUACACAGGAGCUAACAUCGAUCUUGUUAUUCAAAUUUUGAAGAAGUAAAAGCCCCUACCUCUCUUAGAAAUAAGUUAGCAUGCUACUAAUGUUUGUCGUAAGGUAAAUGAAGACAUGAAGAAUUCGUCAAUGCCAGUUUAUUAUACACUGAAAAAGUAGUACUAAAGAAUGUAUGUCAAAGAUAAUGAGUCAUCUCUAAGCGGAUCAAUCAUACCUUCCCCUAACUCUAAACACCAUUCCAAGUCUAUUGCAUUUUCAGAAUUAUCUCCAACAUUUGGUUCUCCUCAAAAAAAGGAAAGACUUCUAUUAUCACAGCUUAAUAUAACUGAAGUCAAUUUCAUGCCAAUGAGCACUGAAAUAGUGAACAUGACAACAGAAGCUACGACGAAUCUAAAUUAAACAAUAAACAGGCUCGAAGAACCUGUUUAUGAAUAUACAGAAAUUGGAUGGGAAGGUUCAGCUGAUGAACUAGUUUUAUUCAUUCUCAUUGGAGGAUGCUAGUGUAGUGGAGGAGAUGAACCUUUUCCAUUGAUAGAUGAGAAAGUUACUCGCAUCGGGUUAUCCUUUAAGGGACAUAAGUCUCUUAAAAGCUCCUUGCAAUUAUUAUACUUAGAGGGACCAAGUUAAUUUAGUGGUAAUCCCUACUCUUAACAUCUAAUUUAAAGCAAAGCAGGAUAUUAGCCUGCUACUAUUAGUAAUAACGUUUGA
Stylonychia lemnae is the source of this 906-nucleotide messenger RNA. NCBI's taxonomy places the organism in Eukaryota, Ciliophora, Spirotrichea, Sporadotrichida, Oxytrichidae. The record is from the annotation of a GenBank genome assembly.